UCUGAAUCGAAUUCUAAUUUAUUUGCACACAUUUUUCUCUGAUCUUGCACGGAGACGACGACGAAAGAAUGCAGUUCUUCGGUGGAUCCGAGAUAUCUCCGUCGCCACAGGUACCGACGGCGAGUGGAAACAACGCGCACAUGAUGUACGUUUUCAACCGCAACGGCGUGUGUCUCCUCUACAAAGAAUGGAACAGGCCUCUUCACACGCUCAACCCUCAGCAAGAUCACAAGCUCAUGUUCGGUCUUCUCUUCUCCCUCAAAUCCCUCACCGCCAAGAUGGAUCCCGUCAAUGCGGAUAAGGGGAAUCUAGGGGUUCCACAGUUGCCAGGACAAGGAUGCUCUUUCCAUAGUUUCCGUACGAAUACGUACAAGCUAAGCUUCAUGGAGACUCCCUCUGGUAUUAAGAUUAUCUUAGUAACUCAUCCAAAGACUGGAGAUUUGCGCGAAUCCAUGAAGUACAUUUACGGUUUAUACGUUGAAUAUGUGGUGAAAAAUCCUAUCUACAACCCAGGAUCUCCAAUCAAGUCAGAGUUGUUCAACACUGCACUUGACCAAUAUGUGAGGAGUAUCUCAUAGUGUUGUGUGCAUUACAAGAUUUGGCAAUUUGGAACUUCACAGAACUUUUGUCUUGAAUAAAUUCUAUGGAGAAGAGAGAAUUGUAGUAGAGAGACCGAUCUCGUGUCAAGACUGUUUUUUCUCUGCGAAUGUUUGUUUUGCGUUUUUAAUAUAACUAGAUUUUGACCCGCUCGACCGAGUGGAUAUCAAUUUUCAUUUUUUUCUUCGUUUAUAUUGAAUAUUAUACAUGGUUUGUAAUGUAUGUACUAAUACCAUAUAUUUAAAAAUAACAAUGUACUUAGUUACAUCAAAUAUUUUUUUUGUAUA
Raphanus sativus (radish) is the source of this 884-nucleotide messenger RNA. RefSeq lists its product as uncharacterized. Gene Ontology annotation, cellular component: TRAPP complex. The transcript has 4 exons. The record is from RefSeq and is a predicted model, not a curated record. Gene Ontology annotation, biological process: endoplasmic reticulum to Golgi vesicle-mediated transport. The coding region runs from base 69 to 578 and encodes 169 amino acids. NCBI's taxonomy places the organism in Eukaryota, Viridiplantae, Streptophyta, Magnoliopsida, Brassicales, Brassicaceae.